AAUUCUUGCUGGACAAGAAUUUAAAACGCGCCAGCACUGACGGCCGGAAACACACUUGCACGCUGCAUUGCGUGAGUGUUACGUGCCUGCGAAAGGAUCGCCUGAAAAACCCCCCUGCUAAGAUAUCGCAGAAGCGGACAGACUAAACCGAAACACAGGAUGGCUUACACCGGGCUAAUUCUGGCCGUGCUGACCAUCAUACUGUCGGUCGUGUGCUACUUCAAGAUACUGUACGAAUGGCACCGGAAGGUGCGCAUUCAGACCGUACGGCCGUCCCGACUGCAGAAGCUGACCACCGCCGCCACCUCCCUCCCACAGCAAUCAACCACCGAGCUAAUGACGUUCCCGCAGGCUCCAGGCCCAGUGCCGUGGCCCAUCCUCGGCAGCCUUGCAUUUCUCGGCCAGUACGAUGUGCCGUUCGAGGGCUUUACUGCCCUGGCGAAGAAGUACGGAGACCUGUACAGUAUCACGCUCGGGUCGACCCGCUGCCUGGUGGUCAACAACCUCGACCUGAUCCGGGAGGUGCUCAACCAGAACGGGCGCUACUUCGGCGGCCGACCGGACUUUCUGCGCUUCCACAAGCUGUUUGGCGGCGAUCGGAAUAACUCGCUCGCACUAUGUGACUGGUCGACCCUGCAGCAGAAGCGACGCAACCUGGCCCGGAAGCACUGUUCGCCAAGCGACGCCUCCAGCUACUACCAGAAGAUGAGCGACGUGGGCGUGAUGGAGAUGCACCGCUUCAUGGAUCAGCUGGACGAGGUGGUGUGCCCGGGCAAGGACUUCAAGGUGAAACCGCUAAUUAUGCAGGCGUGUGCGAACAUGUUCAGUGAGUACAUGUGCUCGGUAAGGUUCGACUACAACGACCAGGGAUUUAUGUCCAUCGUGCGAAACUUUGACGAGAUCUUUUGGGAGAUCAACCAGGGAUACGCGGUGGAUUUUUUGCCCUGGCUCGCUCCUUUCUAUCACAAGCACAUGAGCAAGCUUACACGCUGGUCGGCCGAGAUCCGGGACUUCAUACUUGAACGGAUUGUGAACGAGCGGGAGCAGACGCUAGGGGAUGACGACACCGAGCGAGACUUUGCUGAUGCACUGCUGAAAAGCUUACGGCUCGAUCCGUCGGUAACGCGAGACACCAUCAUGUACAUGCUGGAGGACUUCCUGGGUGGGCAUUCAGCGAUCGGCAAUCUGGUGAUGCUUGCGCUCGGCUAUAUCGCAAAGCAUCCGGAAGUGGGUCACCGGAUCCAGCGUGAGAUCGAUCGCAUCACCGAGCGGGGCAAGCGAAACGUUACGCUGUAUGAUACCGAGAGCAUGCCGUACACGGUCGCGACAAUUUUCGAGGUGUUACGCUACUCUUCCUCGCCAAUCGUGCCGCACGUCGCGACGGAGGACACGUGCAUAGCCGGAUACGGUGUCACCAAAGGCACGGUCGUGUUCAUCAAUAACUACGAGCUGAACACGAGUGAGCGGUACUGGAGCGAGCCGAAGCGCUUCAACCCCAGCCGGUUCAUCGAGACGGCUACACUCGCUCAGAUCCGGACGGAUCUACGCGAUUCGCCGACCGCCAAGCAGGACCUGACCAACAUCAUCAAAACAAAUGGUGUGAGCAGCGAGAACGAACGCACGCUUCAGAUCGAACGAGUCCGCAAGAAUAUCCCACAUUUUCUGCCGUUUAGUAUUGGUAAACGGACCUGCAUCGGGCAAAAUCUGGUGCGCGGUUUCAGCUUCAUCAUCAUCGCCAACAUCUUGCAGAAAUACGACGUGCACUCGAACGACCUCAGCCUGAUCAAGAUGUACCCGGCUUGUGUGGCCGUGCCGCCCGACACCUACCCGCUCGCCUUCACACAGCGCUCGACGGUGGCUGCCUAGACUAGCCCAGUAGUAGCAGUUAGUAAUAAUCGUACUAGUAGUUGUUAGUAGUAGUAGUAACAGCAGCAGCAGUAGCAGAUCGUCCGAAAACUGUCCAUGCUGUCGCGACGCGAGACACUGUACAUAGUUUCAAUGCCAACUACCGGGACUAGUGGAACACGCCUCAAUUGCGCGCACCCGUAAACAGCUAAGCUAACUUAUUUCACCAGGAUGCAGAUAAUGCGCGAAAAAGGCACCCCGCUUCCUUCUCGCUACACGCUACACGAAACAAUCUUAAAGUAAAAGGAUUGGGCCCAAUCUCCACUUGUUUGCAACACCGAGUGCACCAGAAGAGCUUUCUUAGGCUUCUCUUUCACCUACACAUCGCUCGGCGCCCAUCCUUCAGUCAGUUGGUAUACUACUUGCCCUGCAAAACGCAUCGUUUCGUCCUUUGGAAGGAGGACACAUGUCCUAGGCGAGAAUGUUCCUCUUUUGGUUGCUCGUAUAUCCCAUCCAAAUGGCACCAGAAUCUUGUAACCUUCUGAUUCGCAACUGCAGCUGUACGUGUAUCUGUCAAUGAGCGGCGCUUAAACAUGGCGACUUAUCGUAUUGCGUAUGCAAGUACAAUGAACGUAUUUGAUACAACUGAUAUAAAUUAAAUAAGAGCUAAGACUGAUUUUUUUCAUCUUUACCCUGUGAGACAGAUCUAGACGAAUUAUAUCAAAAUCCAAACGAAAGCAAAACAAAUACACGAUGGAGCAAAGUGUAAUGGGUUUAUCAUACCUGUUCAAUGGA
Anopheles arabiensis is the source of this 2640-nucleotide messenger RNA. RefSeq names its product cytochrome P450 307a1 (gene spo). The record is from RefSeq and is a predicted model, not a curated record. The transcript has 2 exons. Bases 160 to 1866 code for a protein of 568 amino acids. Gene Ontology annotation, molecular function: oxidoreductase activity, acting on paired donors, with incorporation or reduction of molecular oxygen; heme binding; monooxygenase activity. Lineage: Eukaryota; Metazoa; Arthropoda; Insecta; Diptera; Culicidae.